AUCGUCUUAUCGUGCCUCUCGCUGUCGACGCUGGCACUGCCGGCGUACGCGCCUUAUGAGCCGUACGUUAACGGGGUGCACGGCGGUGGAUACUAUCACGGACCGCCGGCCCCGCUGGCCCACGACGGCCGGGUGAUCGACACGCCGGAAGUGGCCCACGCCAAGAAGGAGCAUCUGGCGGCGCACGCCGCGGAGGCUGCCAAAACGGCGCACUACGGGGGCGGCUUUUACGGUGGCGGGGACGGGGGUUACUACGGGGACGGAGGGUUCGGCGGAGGAUACGGAGGAGGAUACGGCGGGGGGAUAGGAGCCGGCGGACACCUCGGCUACGCCGUCGGACACGGCAAGUACCACGGCCCGCCGGCGCCGCUCGGCCACGACGGACGCGUGGUGGACACGCCGGAAGUGGCCCACGCCAAGGCCGCGCAUCUGCACGCCCACGCCGCGGAGCUGUCCAAGCAUCUGCCGUACGCGACCUCCUACCCGCACGUCUUAUAUUGA
This is a messenger RNA of Wasmannia auropunctata (little fire ant), 501 nucleotides long. RefSeq names its product cuticle protein 5-like. The annotation marks the transcript as partial. Lineage: Eukaryota; Metazoa; Arthropoda; Insecta; Hymenoptera; Formicidae. The record is from RefSeq and is a predicted model, not a curated record. The transcript has a single exon.